Molecule: messenger RNA, 645 nt
Organism: Oikopleura dioica
Lineage: Eukaryota; Metazoa; Chordata; Appendicularia; Copelata; Oikopleuridae
Source: the annotation of a GenBank genome assembly
AUGGCUUCAUCCGGACAUACAUCAACAUUCCGAGGCAUCAAGUAUCUCGGUUCAGUUGAAAUUAUUCGAAGUUUGUAUAACAUUCCAAAGCCGCUCAGAACAGAUAUUAUUGGCUUUGCGAUCAACAGAAUACUGCAAAGAUACAGCAGAUCGAACUUUUGGCUCAGUCACAGUGAAACAGAGACUUCGGUUAUUCAUCCAUAUGUCGGGAGAUCCCCGAUGAGCAAAUGGCACCAACACAUUUGCGACCUUCACCUCUCUUCGGAUAGGAUAAUAGUAAAUGCCAACGAUGGAAGAGAUAUCACAAGAGUAUUUGACCACCCGCUCGCAAAUGUUUCUGUAGCCGCGAAAGACAUUUGCAUUCCCAAUUUAUGGUGCUAUGUAUCAAGGUCAUCUUCUACUUUUGGGUCUCUUCCAGAACGUCGUCUCUUUCUCUUCGAGUGUAUCGAUAUCCUUCAGGCCUCGAAACUUCACGACCUAAAUUUACAACGAUUUAGUAGUCAACAGUCAGCGCCCUCAUCAAAGACUCUCUGUGUUCAGCUUCCUCCACGACCUCAUCCAACUUCAACAACAUCUUCUCCCCCGCCAUUGCCACCAAGAAAAUCAAAACCAACAACAGAUGAAAGAUACUUGAAAUUCGUCUAA